Messenger RNA from Hevea brasiliensis (rubber tree), 1145 nucleotides. Its product is annotated as ras-related protein RHN1. The record is from RefSeq and is a predicted model, not a curated record. Lineage: Eukaryota; Viridiplantae; Streptophyta; Magnoliopsida; Malpighiales; Euphorbiaceae. Gene Ontology annotation, molecular function: GTP binding; GTPase activity. The coding region runs from base 271 to 870 and encodes 199 amino acids. The transcript is spliced from 8 exons.
ACUACCAGUCUGUCUGCAAAUUACUAUUUACCACUAAAAUUUUGCUUUUUCCAGCACACACAACCUGAAUAUUUGCCUACAUCCAUCCGAAAGUCUCAGUGGAGAUAACAAUUACGGCUUUGUUAAUAGCAUUUCUUUUUGUUCCCACUAGCACCAACCUUUAUAUACGACGUGCAGAUACAGUCUUCCAGCCUUGGUUUGGGUUUUCGUUUUCGACUCAUAAUCCAAAGAUCAUUAUCUCCGUCUCUGUGAAUUUUUCAUCGAUUGGCAAUGGCGAGAACCAGCAACAAGAACAUACAAGCCAAGCUGGUACUUCUUGGAGACAUGGGGACUGGAAAGACAAGUUUAGUGUUGAGAUUUGUCAAAGGCCAAUUUUUUGAAUUCCAGGAAUCAACAAUUGGAGCAGCCUUUUUCACUCAGGUUUUAUCACUGAAUGAGGCCACCAUAAAGUUUGAUAUAUGGGAUACAGCAGGGCAGGAAAGAUACCAUAGCUUAGCUCCCAUGUACUACCGUGGUGCUGCUGCAGCUGUUGUGGUCUAUGAUAUCACCAGCAUGGAAUCAUUUGAACGGGCCAAAAAAUGGGUUCUAGAAUUGCAAAGACAAGGUAAUCCAAAUCUGAUAAUGUUCUUGGCGGCCAACAAAGCUGACCUGGAAGAGAAGAGAAAAGUUGCAAGUGAGGAAGGUGAGCAAUAUGCUAAAGAAAGUGGAUUGGUUUUUCUUGAAACUUCUGCAAAAACUGCACAGAAUGUGAAUGAGCUCUUUUAUGAAAUAGCUAAGAAAUUGGUAAUUGCUGCGCCUUCACGUCCAACUGGAAUGAAAUUGCAUACUAGACAGCAAGAAAAUGGAAGAAGAACGCUCUGUUGCUCUUAAUGAAUGUUGAUAUCCAUAUUUGUCAUCUACUGGAUUUCCUCAACUAAUUGUCAGGACAUUGCUUUGUGAGAUUGGAAUGCAUUGUGGUUCAUCAGCGUUGAAGAUAAAGCUGCUCUGCUCUCUGCAGAAUGCAAUUCACCUGAAAGCCUGUUGUGUGUAAAUUGUUACUUCUCAAAUACAAAUGCUUUUUUGACACUUGCCAAGCAUUUAAAUGCUCAACUAUAUGCAAGAAAAGUAUUGAACUUGAAAUGAAUAAGCAAAACUGAUUACCAAAA